Hirundo rustica (Barn swallow) is the source of this 5341-nucleotide messenger RNA. RefSeq names its product zinc finger BED-type containing 1 (gene ZBED1). Lineage: Eukaryota; Metazoa; Chordata; Aves; Passeriformes; Hirundinidae. Bases 528 to 2615 code for a protein of 695 amino acids. The record is from RefSeq and is a predicted model, not a curated record. Gene Ontology annotation, biological process: regulation of transcription by RNA polymerase II. Gene Ontology annotation, cellular component: nucleus. The transcript is spliced from 2 exons. Gene Ontology annotation, molecular function: protein dimerization activity; DNA binding.
GCGGCGGGGCCGCGGGAUCCGUCCGCGCUCGCUGCCCCCGUGUAGUUCUCGAGUCGUCUGUCCUCGGCGGCGGUGCGCGGGUGACAUGCAGUCCCUCAUCUCUCCGGUGACCAAGGCUAUCCUGGUGGCUUUGUUCAUCUUCGCCAUCCUGCUGAUCCUCUACGUGAUUCUGUGGUACAUCUGCCGCGAUGUGGAUUGCGACCAUGGGAUCUGAGCGGCGCCGCGGGGCCAGGGCUUAGGAGCCGGGAUUCACCCCGCGGGGCCGGGAGCGGCAGCGGGAGCCCCUCCGGGCGGCAGCCGCCGCUACCGCAGCCGAGCAGGGGAAGAGAAAGGGAAGGAAAGAAAAGAGGAAAAAAAGAAGGGGGGAAAAAAAAAAAAAAAAAAAAGCGAGCGAAGGACCGAGCCGAAAGAGCCCGGAGGACAACCGCGAUCAAGAAACCAACCUGCGCUUGACCUUCAGAGUCCAGGGUGACCCGGUACUCAUUAAUGAGUGAAGGAUCAAAAGGUGGGACGGUGGCCAAGAAGCAAUGGAGAAUAAAAGUUUAGAAGGUUCCCCAUCAGACCUAAAGUUAGUGGCUCACCCGAGAGCAAAGAGUAAAGUGUGGAAGUACUUUGGGUUUGAUACCAAUGCGGAAGGAUGCAUAUUACAGUGGAAGAAGAUCUACUGCCGUAUUUGCAUGGCACAGAUUGCCUAUUCAGGAAACACGUCCAACCUUUCCUACCACCUUGAGAAAAAUCAUCCCGAUGAGUUCUGCGAGUUUGUGAAAAGUAACACUGAGCAAAUGAGAGAAGCCUUUGCCACAGCAUUUUCAAAAAUCAAGCCGGAAUCAUCGCAGCAGGUUGUUCAAGAUAGCCUCAUCAUGAAGACCUACCAGAACUACGAAAACAAAAAACAUCAGGAACUGACAUCUGCAGUCAUCAGCUUAAUUUGCGAGGGCAUGUAUCCAGCCUCCAUUGUUGAUGAACCUACCUUCAAGGCCCUCUUGAGAACAGCGGACCCCAGGUAUGAACUUCCGAGCCGGAAGUACUUCUGUACAAAAGCAAUUCCUGAAAAGUACAGUGCUAUUAGAGAAAUUGUGCUGAAAGAGCUCACCGAGGUUCUGUGGUGUGGCAUAUCCACAGACAUGUGGAGGAGCGAAAACCAGAACCGGUCAUAUGUAACUGUGGCAGUUCAUUUUCUCAGCAGCAGUCCUGCCAACUGCCUGGCUGUGAACUCUCGGUGUUUGAAAACGUUCGAAGUACCGGAGGAUAACACUGCAGAGACCAUUACACGAGUCCUUUAUGAAACAUUCAUUGAGUGGGGGAUCAAUACAAAAGUCUUUGGUGCUACAACAGAUUACAGUAAAGACAUUGUAAAAGCUUGCUCUCUCCUAGAUAUUCCCGUACAGAUGCCUUGUUUGGGCCAUACUUUUAACGCAGGAAUACAACAAGCUUUUCAGCUCCCCAAACUCUGCAACCUCCUUGCCAGGUGCCGAAAGCUGGUGGAGUAUUUUCAGCAGUCUACGGUCGCAAUGUACAUGCUGAGUGAAAAGCAGAAGCAGCAGAAUAUUCUCCACUGCAUGCUGGUAAGCGACCGUGUUUCCUGGUGGGGAAGCACGCUCGCGAUGCUGCAGCGCCUCAAGGAGCAGCAGUUUGUCAUUGCGGCUGUUCUCGUGGAGGACAGCAACAACCACCACCUCAUGCUGGAAUCCAGUGAGUGGAAUACAAUCGAAGGGCUGGUGGAGCUGCUCCAGCCUUUCAAGCAGGUUGCAGAGAUGAUGUCUGCUUCAAAGUACCCGACAAUAAGUAUGGUGAAGCCUCUUCUCCACAUGCUUCUGAAUACUACUCUGAACAUCAAAGAGAAUGAUUUGAAAGAAAUCAGCAUGGCAAAGGAGGUGAUUGCUAAAGAGUUGUCAACCACCUACCAGCACACACCUGAGAUAGACAUGUUUCUCAAUGUUGCAACUUUCUUGGAUCCCCGUUACAAGAAACUGCCUUUUCUUUCAGCCUUUGAGAGGCAGCAGGUAGAAAACAGAGUGGUGGAAGAAGCAAAAAGCCUGCUGGAGAAAGUAAAAGAAAAUAGCUUUAGAACUGAGGAGAAAUUCUUCACUGUUUCAGAAGAACCCCCUAUGAAAAAAAUUAUCAUCUCCUCUACUCCUCCUCCUACCAGUGUCAUCAACAACAUGCUCGCAGAGAUCUUCUGCCAGACAGGAGGCGUGGAAGACCAGGAGGAAUGGCAUGCUCAAAUUGUUGAGGAGUUGAGCAACUUCAAGUCACAAAAGGUCCUCGGUUUGAAUGAGGACCCAUUGAAGUGGUGGUCUGACAGACUAGCGCUGUUUCCAGUUUUACCAAAGGUUCUUCAAAAAUACUGGUGUAUUCUGGCCACAAGGGUCUUCCCUGAACGCCUUUUUGGUUCUUCUGCUAAUGUUGUGAGUGCAAAGAGAAACCGGUUAGCCCCGGCUCACGUGGAUGAGCAGAUCUUUUUGUAUGAAAAUAGUCGCAAUGGGUCUGAGGCAGAACCGGAGGACGAAGAUGAAGGAGAGUGGGGUUUGGAACAGGAACAGAUUUUUAACUUAAAUGACUCGGUAAACAUAAACAACAAUUUCUUUAAUAUUCGAGACAGUGGGUUUGUUUAACAGGACUGCUGCGGUACAUUUAUUGACAAAGAAGAGAGGUAUUUGUCUUAAGUUACCAAAAAUUAUUCUGUUUUAUGCUAUGAAUGCUGUAAAUAUUGAACAGUUGUAACAAACUUGAUUUAGCUUCCAUUGUCUGUGUUUUUCCCACUGUCUUAAAACAUGAAUGACUUUGAUCAAACAGCACUGAAAUGAAUGAGGAAAUAAAUUCUACAAAGACCGUGAUUUCUGACUGUGGCCCAGAUUUCAGAAAGCACUUAUCCAUGUGCUUCCUUUCCACUUGUUUCAGUGGGAGGCAAAUACAUGCUUAUGUGCUUUCUGUCAUAAAAUUAGUUUCCUGAGUUAGGACCUUGAAGAAGUUUUUUUAAAUUUAUGCCUCCAUUUGUAAAUCCUGUGUGACUCAGGAUGCUAGCUUUAAAUUUUGGAUUUUAAAAUGUUUUUAAAAUCCAUAGAUCUGAGCAGUGGAUAUUUUUAGAAUAUAUUGUAUCUAUGGAAUGAAAAAAAAUCUUGAGCCUGAUUUUCACUACCUCAUGUCUUAGGUCUGGUCUAUGCUAGAAAAGUUCAGCUGGUAUAAUUCUGUUGGUUAGGGGACUGAUGUGUUUUUAUUUUACCUGAUACUGUGUUGGCAUAGGCUGUAGUGUGGAUGCAUUUAUACCAUGAUAAUUUAUUUUCCUUUCCAGUGCAGUGUAAAUGGCAUAAACACUUAAACUGGUAUUGCUGUGUCCACAUUUGUCCAGUUUUGCCAUUAACUGCAGCUGAAUGGUAAAAUUGGUUUUUUGUUUGUUUUGCUUUGUGUCUAAGCAAGCCCUGAUUGUAGUCCCUUGUGCUUCUGCAAAGUGGGAACUAAGUGUGAGGUCGAGGCAGUGUUGUUUUACCCUCGCCUUGUGCUGAUGCCAUGGCUGAUGCCAUAUGGUGUGUAGCAGGCAAGGCAUCAGCCCUUUGGUGAGGGAGAGAGGGAAGGAGAGGCCAGGGAGAUGUCUACAGGCCACGGGUCUAAUGGUUUGUCUGUGUUAUAAAAUCUUUAACCUCUUCAUUUCAUGGGGACUUAUUGCCCAGGGUAGCUAGAAAAUGGCGUUGGCAAGAAAAGCAAAAUAAAAAGCUUUAAUAUUAUGUAAAUAUAUUUAAAAGAAGAGGACCCCUCAAUUUCUUCACAUGUAUUUAGUGAAUCUUUAAAAUUGUUUUCUGUUAUGUUAGCACUUAAAAACUUUUUUCACCUUUUUCUUUUUGAUUCAGUUUGUAGAGUGGACUUCAGUCCUGUCCAGUCUAAUGUUUGAGUACUGUUUUGGAUUAGUUGGGUAUUGUAACUGCUCCCUUUGUGUCUCCAAGCAUAAGUGUCUUAAGCCCUUUUGUGAACUUGGCAAACAAAAAAAGAGAAAGGAAACCAACCUGACAUCCCCCAGCCCCAUCUCUUAUGAAAUACUGCAGUCGUAAACAUGACCAGAGUUCACACUAGACACAAAGUUGGAUGCACCACCUUUUUUUUCUGAGAUGCAGUGGAGGACUCUUGACACUUUUCUGUUACAAUCAAGGUUUGCUUGGGGUUUUACUUCUGUUACUGGUGUCUCACCUUUCCACCUCGGUGUUAAGUCUACAGCUAUGUUAAGCAAUAUCUGUCUGUUACUCUUCUGGUGGAAGAAAGUUGAGUUUUUUAAUCCUGAUGGCACCUGUGGACAUAGGGUUGUAAAAGAGGCACAGACAUCAGGAACAUACAAAAAUGAGAAUGGCAAUGGAAUUGGAGCUAUUGCCAAACUGUUUGUUUAUGGUUUAGUUUUAAUAGUUUUUGGAAGUUUGAGGCCUCUGUGUUCUUUGUAGGUGGUGGGAAGGGAUGGGUGAAUGAGGAGGAAGGACAGAGGUUAGGCUGAAGGAACAGUGAAGUAAUUGCAACUACAUAAACAAAAAUGUUUAAGCCUGGGAAGAAUGCACUUAGCAGGUGGUGUGGCCUGUGUUUAGCUGUUAGCAAGCCUGGGGUUUUGCUUGCCAGCCCCCUGAAAACUGAUUUGCACCUGUACAAAGUACAUGCACUGUGCAUCCUGUUGAAUGUUGCUAUUUUCCAUGUCCACUGAAGAGGUGUAUAUGUUUGCCCUAGGUGCAAAACACAGGCUUGGCCUAAAAUUCCACAGGUAUGUAGGCUCUCUGUGAGGGCAACAAAAUCAAUUUAUGGAAGGGAGCGAGAUACAUGAGCUCCUGUGACACUCCAGUCUGCUGGGAGGAGCUCUUGGUUUUUAUGGUCAUCACUUGAAGCAGCUGUUACCGCUGCUGCAAGCCCUCCCUCCAGAACCUGCACAAAUGCUGGUGCAAAGUGCGUAGAUCUUGUCUUACAUGAGCUUAAUUUAAAGCUGUGCCCUCAUAAUCAGAGCAAAGCCUGGAGCACCCUUGGUCCGCACUUGGCCUUCCCCUGCUGGCAGCGUUGUAUCCAUCUUCAUCCACCUAGGGCUGAACAUAAACAGUGAUGCUUACAAGCAGUUUUACUGAGAUCAGUGCAAUGCACUACUCUCUUCCUUCCAGCUUCUUUUUAUUUUUUGGUAUCCAAAAUAAAAUUGUAGUUUGUUCAAUUGAUGUGUCUCAGCAUUCUUUUAAAAAAUGGAGAAGAAAAAGGAAAAAAAAAAAGAAAAAAAAAAAAGAGCAAAACCAUUGUUAGUCUUUCCCAUUGUCUGUGAGAUUUUUUUUUUUAUUUAAUGUUCUAAGCCUGGAAUAUUGUUAAAUAAACCAGAAAAAUAAGUUAGUUACUA